CAGCUCUUUGUACUCUACUUUGGAAGGUCCCUUCGCGAGUAACUUUGUCAGUGGAUUUCGUUUGAGCGCAUGCGAAAGAGGCAAGCAUUUUGAGCAGGAGCAACAUGGCGCUCCUCAAUCGGAAAGCGUUUGAACGCAAGCUGCAAAAUAUGUCGUCCGCACAAGACAGUGUGCAAACAGUUUCGCUGUGGAUGAUUCAUCACAAAAAGCAUGCUGAAGAUAUGGUGGUUGUGUGGUUGGACCAGCUUAAGAAAGCUUCAAAGGCCGAUCGACGGCUGGUCCUGUUUUACUUGGCGAACGAUGUUCUUCAGAAUAGCCGUAAAAAAGGGAAGGAAUUCAGCAAUGCUUUUACCAAAAUCCUGCGAGAUGCUAUGCAGCUUCUCAGCGAGAAAACCAUCAAAGGAAACGUGGAAAGAGUCAUCAAGAUUUGGGAAGAGAGGAAGUUAUUUGAAAAGGAUUACCUUGAGGCGCUCCGCAGUAAACUUGCCUCAGGUGAUGUCGCAGUUAUAAUCAAGAAACCAAAGGAAAAGCCCAUUGAAAAAGAGAAGGAGAAAGAAAAGGAGAAGGAAGUAAAACCAGCCAAGCAAAAGAGGUUACCCCCAGCAGAUUUUAAGCCAUCAAAACUGAUAGAUGCACUGAAAGCCUUGAGGGAUUUUGAAGGGGAGCUAACCCUUAAGGAAUCUCAGCUGAAUUCAUUGAGGAUCGAUGCAUCAGAUUUGGAAAGUGUACGUCAGUUAAAAGAUCGCACUGGUGGUGGGAAAUUUUGUGAAGAGUAUGAAUUGGCUACUGCCACGCUUGAAGAGUUUUUGGAAACAUUGAGGCGUGAACAGGAAGAGAGGAGAAACAUGAUCAAAGUUCUGGAAGAUGGGGAGGCUUUCUGUGAUGUUUCAUAUGGAGAAGUGAAAGUGAUAGUUCAUGCUUACAAGACCUUUGGGAAUCGCCUUACUUCCCUAAAGAAAAAGGUUGACGGCAAGGUGAACAGGCUUGCGCAGAAGGAAGCAGAGAAAGCAAAAACUGGGCCUGUGUCAGCACCGCAAGCUUCAUUCCUCACAUCAGGUCUUCCUGAUGUCGCAGAAGGAUCAGCACCAUCAACUCCAACACAAGCGCAACAAGCUACUUCAGAUGAGGCUAAAGCUGUUGAUCCAACUGUGGACAACAUUGAAGUUGCUGAUAUGGACAUCGAGGAUGAUUCAGACAGUGAGAAGUCAGAGACAAGUGAGGAGGCAAGUGCUGAGGAUCCCAAGAGUAGCAAUGAUCAAACUCCCAACUCCACAGGAAGUUCUGAUUCCCAACCAACACAGUCAAUGACUCAAGAGCUUGACAUUACUCCGGUGAUUUCUCCUGUUCCCAGUGUAGCCCCUGCUCGACCUCUAACUCCAAAUCUGGGGACCAUGAUGCCAAUGCAAGGCUCCAUAUUGCCCAGUCAGCCUCAAGUUGUCCCUCCUCGUCCACCAGUUAGAAUGGUAACUCAUCCGUUCAUGGGAGUACAAGGUGUCCGUUUUCCAGCACAUGCACCGCAAUUCAGACCUGGAGUUCCUCCAAUACAGCCUCUCCCUGGAAUGGCUCAGAAUCAGUUAUUACAGCCAUCAGGAACUUUACCUGGUCCUGGGCAAAUGACAGGCCAAGGGCAACCUUUUUCACCAAUACCAAGAGCAGCAGGGUUACUUCCCAGUUCAAAUGCACCCCUGCCAGGCAGCAUGGGAACUUUGCAACAAUUUCCACUUGGUAAUGGUUUCGUACACAGCCAAGCGCCACUGCCAGUUGCUGCAGCUACUGUUCCAGCCCCUGUUCAGGUCAUAACUAACUCUGCGGCAGUAACUGACAUAAUGAAAGAUAAUGCAAGUCGUCCACAAGUUGCUCUUGAUGUUGGAUCGCCAGAUUCAGAGGCGUCUGCCCCAUCUCCAGUAGGGUCCCCCGAGCUACAUUUGGCGGAAGGCGACGAGACACCAGAAACGACUCCAGCUCCCCUCGGUGAUGUGAAUGUAAAUGGCAAUACUGGUUUUCAGACAAACAAGUCAUUUUUUGAAAAUCCGGUGAAAAACCCAACAACCAGUCUAGUACCUGGCUUUUCCGGAACACAAUCAGUGUCCAAAACUUCAUCUGAAUCGCCGUCAUCUUCCAGCAGCACACCUUCCAUUCCUGACCAAGCUACAGGGCAGGAUAGUGCUUUGGUGAAAAAGGACAAUGGACAGAAAGUCAGUGCUGUAGACAUUUUGGCUCAGUUACUAAGUAGAGGAAGGAAACUGCAACAACCAAAUGAUGCCGAUACAAAGUCUGUCCCCAUCACUGCUCCAGUUCCUUCCUCUAUUGCUGCUCCGGUAGCCCCGCAACAGAAUUCUGAAAAGCCACAAAGUAAACCUCUUCUGUCCUUGAUUGAUUCAUUAUUCCCAAAGCUGAGUGACUCCAUAAAAACAUUGAAAGAGAAGGAAAAAGUUGUUAAUUCAUCGCAAUUCAAUUCUCCAGUCAUUGCCACAAGUUUACCUGCCCAGCCAUUACCCAGUGAAAGUCAUUUCCCACAUCCUUCCAAUGUGGCUAGUGAGCAACCAGAUUUUCCACAGUCAGGACUUAAGAGCAUUUUGAAAAGGGGAGCAAAAUCUGAUGAUGAAGUCCUCGUACCUAGUCAGACAUCCCAAGCAUUUCGACCAAAUGAUGGCGCAUUUGAAAGGCAUUCCAUGAACCACGCUCCCGUGACUAAUGCGCCACACCAGGGUCCUGUAAGAGCAGACCCGACCUCAAUCUUCUCAGAGGAGAGACCUAUGGGACGGCUAGUGGAAAAUGAAAGGAAUGACACAGAGCCAGGACCGAGACAUAAUCAGCAACAAGGUAACAGGAUAAAUGUUAGUGACGGCACACCUGCGGCAACACCACCAAGCCCUCUCCCCCGUCCAGGAACCCAUUUCCAAGGUCCUCCUGUUAGAGGAGGUUCUCCUCGGUUCCCCCAGGAGCGGCCUUUUGACCGACCAUUGGACAUGUCACCCCGUGGAAUGCCACCAUUUGGGCCUAGAUUACCUUUCCAAGAUGCUCAUGGUCCUCAUUUCCAACAGUCCAGAGAUAAUGCUGGUCCACCGGUUGAACGACGUGAAGGUCCGCCGGAGAUGCCUAGGCGGAUACCUCCUGAACAGCCAUCCCGCGGUCAUUCCCCUAGAGGUGCUUUCAGAGAUGGUCCUCUUCGAAGGCCUCCAGACACUUCAAAUGUUCAUCCGGAGCAUCAUUAUAUUGAAACAACAGCCCCCACCAAUCCCCCUGACAUGCCAUUGGAAGACGUACAUGCGGGGAAGCCUCGUAAUAACGAGGAGGCUUUCGUUGAUGGCCCACCAGGGAUAAAAAGACCCCCAGUUGAAGGAGCUCCGAUUCACCAGCCUGAUCCUCGACAAUCACCUCAUGAACAAGUUCCUAGAGGUGACGGCCCUCCGCCUCACCGUGCUUCUUAUCCUGGAGUGAUGGAUGAUGUACAGCGGAGAAGAGAGUUUGAGCGUUGGGAAGAACACCGGAGGGAACCUUUCUUUGAUCAUCGAAGAGGACCGUGGGACUUUCCCCAUGAUCAUCCGGGCCCUCCUCCUCCUGACUGGAGAGGACCGCCAGUAUCACCUCGUGGUGACCCCAAACGAGCGGACUUUCGCGAGGACGAUCCUUCCAUGUGGACUUCAUUCGAAAACCCAGGAAGGUCGCCUAGGACUUACGAAGGAUUCCGAGAAGCCCCCCCUGAAUUUGAUAGAUUGCACGGUUACGGGCCGCCGGGUAGAAGGCGUCACUCCGUAGGAGACUUUGAAAGUGAACGAAUGCGCUUUCCUCUGAAAAGACCUGGGCCACCGCCGGUCCCAUUUCCAGGGCCUGCAAAGCGCCCUUAUUAUUAAUCACUCUCGGCAGUGCGUUGUUUGUACGUUUGUCUCCCUUACUUUGUUAAUCUUAUUUAGACACCAAACUGUGAUCCAGUCAUCCAAGGUCAGCGAAGAAAUUUCGUCCUUUGCACGGCGAUAUGUCUGAGCUAUUCUAAUCGUUGUGUUUCACGGAAAGAUAAAAGCAACUCGCUCUAUUUGUAACAAAGUGACUUCCUUUUGCUUCCGUCAUUGACUAUUUCCUCAACCGUUUUUACGUUAUGGGCUUAUAGGCUUCAAGAAAAAUCUAAUGAAUGAAUGAAUGAAAACGAAACAAUACAAUCUAGUUCUUUAUGUGGGGAGGGAUGACACGUUCAUAAGGAUUUUUUUCUUCAGUGUUGCAGCGUGGUACGUUUUGUCAAGUUUCAGUGAAUUUAUAUAAUCAGUGUUUCUGCAGUAGCUAGUUACAGUGUACUCUUUCAUCUGGUUAUCUCUGUUCUCCGAAAAGAAAAUCAACUCCAUUCGUCUUGUUAGAGCCCCCUUUUGCCAUCAAGACGUUGCUAAGCAACAUACAGUCUAGUGGAAGGGCUGGCGUAAAAGAGAGCUAAGUACUAGCCUGAUUUCUAAUUUCGAAUUGGAAGCCGUUCGAAUGCUUGGUAGGGAUGCUCCCGAUACGGUAAUCUGUUGCUCUCGUAUUGUUAAUAGGAUGACAGCAAUUAGUGAAUCUUUGCCGAAUUCUCAACGAAAUGAAAAGUGAAAGUUUCUACAAGGAACACUUACGUGAGGAUUUUUAUCUGUUGAAUUGACUCGAGGUUUCCAGAAAUGGUACUGAAAGAUAUCCUUACUGCCGUCAUUGUUCUAUUGUUAAUGGUGAUUAUUAAAAACUGGAUCAAUCAUUGGCUUAGCUCUGAAAA
Molecule: messenger RNA, 4729 nt
Organism: Orbicella faveolata
Lineage: Eukaryota; Metazoa; Cnidaria; Anthozoa; Scleractinia; Merulinidae
Biological process (GO): mRNA 3'-end processing
Molecular function (GO): RNA polymerase II complex binding
Source: RefSeq, a predicted model, not a curated record